ACCGCCGUUGGCUAUCAUCGCGGCGUCGUUGCCCGCUGUACGCACACUUUCGUAUUUAUCGGGCAAAGAAGGAGAGGAAAGGCCACGGACGUACCUUCGGGCCCAGUGUGUUCCGAGAUUUCGCGGCGAGAGGACACACGACUGUAAAAGAUUCCUCCACUCCAUUUCUCUAAACUCUAAACUCUGUUUCGUUCGAUUCAUUCGCGAUCCGAACUCCUGACUCGUUCCACUUCUUUUUUUCUUUGCGGCUGCUCGAGGAGCUAACUGGAGGAACACCAACUAUUCUCGACAUGGCUUCGGCAAUCAAGCUUCUAUUGGUUGUCUGCGCUCUGCUCGUCUGCACGGCUACGGCGGAAUCAGAAGUGGGACAGACGGGAAGAUCACGGGUCUCCGACGAGCAACUAAAUGUGGCCCUGAGCGACCAACGUUACUUGAGGAGACAGCUUAAGUGUGCUCUGGGAGAGGCACCCUGUGACCCGGUCGGGAGACGUUUAAAAAGUUUAGCGCCGCUGGUUUUGAGAGGCUCCUGCCCGCAAUGUAGCCCUGAGGAAACACGACAGAUCAAGAAGGUCCUUUCGCACAUUCAACGAACCUAUCCGAAGGAGUGGUCCAAGAUAGUGCAGCAGUACGCCGGAGUUUCGUAAGGUAACGGAUAAUGGGAGCAGCUGGAUACAUCGAUAAAAAGAGAACGGUAGCGGAAAGAAGGGAUAAAGAAGGAAUUUGUUUAACGCACUCCUUACGUUCCUUCUUUGUAUUGUAUAUUCGUUACAACAGUUCACCCUUCUUUCCUUUAAUCCCAAAAUUUUGCUACUUUCGAUUCUGGUGUCUCACGUUAAUCGAUCCAUGCGUUUUGCAUCAACCUUCUCCAAGGAGUUAUAGAGUGAAUAUAUUUUAUAGCACACGUUAAUUCACACACGUUAAUCGUUGUAAACAUGACAUCACAAUGUAUUCAUAGUAUAAUAAAGUUUGUUCUUCCCAUA
Molecule: messenger RNA, 980 nt
Organism: Osmia bicornis bicornis
Lineage: Eukaryota; Metazoa; Arthropoda; Insecta; Hymenoptera; Megachilidae
Product: allergen Tha p 1-like
Exons: 3
Coding region: 291-644 (117 amino acids)
Source: RefSeq, a predicted model, not a curated record